Messenger RNA from Acanthosepion pharaonis, 2964 nucleotides. NCBI's taxonomy places the organism in Eukaryota, Metazoa, Mollusca, Cephalopoda, Sepiida, Sepiidae. The record is from the annotation of a GenBank genome assembly.
AUGUAUCUAUCUCUCUCAAUAUGUUGGCUAUCUAUCUAUCUGUCAAGGUCUAUUCCUUAUCUAUCUAGGUCUGUUCGUUAUCUAUCUAUCUAUCUAUCGAUCUAUCAAGGUCUAUUCCUCAUCUAUCUAGGUUUGUUCGUUAUCUAUCUAUCUAUCUAUCUAUCUAUCUAUCUGUCAAAGUCUAUUCCUUAUCUAUCUAUGUCUGUUCGUUAUCUAUCGAUCUGUCAAGGUCUAUUCCUUAUCUAUCUAGGUCUGUUCGUUAUCUAUCUAUCUAUCUAUCUAUCUAUCUAUCUAUCUAUCUAUCUGUCAAGGUCUAUUCCUUAUCUAUCUAGGCCCGUUCUUUAUCUAUCUAUCUAUCUAUCUAUCUAUCUAUCUAUCUAUCUAUCUAUCUGUCAAGGUCGAUUCCUUAUCUAUCUAGGUCUGUUCGUCUGUUCGUUAUCUAUCUAUCUAUCUAUCUAUCUAUCGAUCUAUCAAGGUCUAUUCCUUAUCUAUCUAGGUCUGUUCGUUAUCUAUCUAUCUAUUUAUCUAUCUAUCUAUCUGUCAAGGUCUAUUCCUUAUCUAUCUAGGCCCGUUCUUUAUCUAUCUAUCUAUCUAUCUAUCUGUCAAGGUCUAUUCCUUAUCUAUCUAGGCCCGUUCUUUAUCUAUCUAUCUAUCUAUCUAUCUAUCUAUCUAUCUAUCUAUCUGUCAAGGUCUAUUCCUUAUUUAUCUAGGUCUAUUCCUUAUCUAUCUAGGUCUGUUCGUUAUCUAUCUAUCUAUCUAUCUAUCUGUCAAGGUCUAUUCGUCUGUUCGUUAUCUAUCUAUCUAUCUAUCUAUCUGUCAAGGUCUAUUCGUCAUUUAUCUAGGUCUGUUCUUUAUUAUCUAUCUAUCUAUCUAUCUAUCUAUCUAUCUAUCUAUCUGUCAAGGUCUAUUCCUUAUCUAUCUAGGUAUGUUCCUUAUCUAUUUAUCUAUCUAUCUGUCAAGGUCUAUUCCUUAUCUAUCUUGGUCUGUUCGUUAUCUAUCUAUCUAUCUAUCUAUCUAUCUAUCUAUCGAUCUGUCAAGGUCUAUUCCUUCAUUUAUCUAGGUCUGUUCUUUAUUAUCUAUCUAUCUAUCUAUUUAUCUAUCUAUCUAUCUAUCUAUCUAUCUAUCUGUCAAGGUCUAUUCCUUAUCUAUCUAGGCCCGUUCUUUAUCUAUCUAUCUAUCUAUCUAUCUAUCUAUCUAUCUAUCUAUCUAUCUAUCUAUCUAUCUAUUCUAUUCCUUAUCUAUCUAGGCCCGUUCUUUAUCUAUCUAUCUAUCUAUCUAUCUAUCUAUCUAUCUAUCUAUCUAUCUGUCAAGGUCUAUUCUUAUCUAUCUAGGUCUAUUCCUUAUCUAUCUAGGUAUGUUCCUUAUCUAUUUAUCUAUCUAUCUGUCAAGGUCUAUUCCUUAUCUAUCUUGGUCUGUUCGUUAUCUAUCUAUCUAUCUAUCUAUCUAUCUAUCUGUCAAGGUCUAUUCGUCAUUUAUCUAGGUCUGUUCUUUAUUAUCUAUCUAUCUAUCUAUCUAUCUAUCUAUCUGUCAAGGUCUAUUCCUUAUCUAUCUAGGUCUGUUCGUUAUCUAUUUAUCUAUCUAUCUAUCUAUCUAUCUAUCUGUCUAUCUAUCUAUCUAUCUAUCUAUCUAUCUGUCAAAGGUCUAUUCGUCAUUUAUCUAUCUGUUCUUUCUAUCUAUCUAUCUAUCUAUCUAUCUAUCUAUCUAUCUGUCAAGGUCUAUUCUAUCUAUCUUGGUCUGUUCGUUAUCUAUCUAUCUAUCUAUCUAUCUAUCUGUCAAGGUCUAUUCGUCAUUUAUCUAUCUGUUCUUUAUUAUCUAUCUAUCUAUCUAUCUAUCUAUCUGUCAAGGUCUAUUCCUUAUCUAUCUAGGUCUAUUCCUUAUCUAUCUAGGUCUGUUCGUUAUCUAUCUAUCUAUCUAUCUAUCUAUCUAUCUAUCUAUCUAUCUAUCUGUCAAGGUCUAUUCGUCAUUUAUCUAGGUCUGUUCUUUAUUAUCUAUCUAUCUAUCUAUCUAUCUAUCUAUCUAUCUAUCUAUCUGUCAAGGUCUAUUCCUUAUCUAUCUAGGUCUAUUCCUUAUCUAUCUAGGUCUGUUCGUUAUCUAUCUAUCUAUCUAUCUAUCUAUCUAUCUAUCUAUCUAUCUAUCUGUCAAGGUCUAUUCGUCAUUUAUCUAGGUCUGUUCUUUUAUUAUCUAUCUAUCUAUCUAUCUAUCUAUCUAUCUAUCUGUCAAGGUCUAUUCCUUAUCUAUCUAGGUCUGUUUCGUUAUCUAUUUAUCUAUCUAUCUGUCAUCUAUCUUUAUCUAUCUAGGUCUAUUCGUUAUCUAUCUAUCUAUCUAUCUAUCUAUCUAUCUCUCUAUCUGUCAAGGUCUAUUCGUCAUUUAUCUAGGUCUGUUCUUUAUUAUCUAUCUAUCUAUCUAUCUAUCUAUCUGUCAAGGUCUAUUCCUUAUCUAUCUAGGUAUGUUCGUUAUCUAUCUAUCUGUCAAGGUUUAUUCCUUAUCUAUCUAGGUCUGUUCUUUAUCUAUCUAUCUGUCCUGGUCUGUUCGUUAUCUAUCUAUCUAUCUAUCUAUCUAUCUAUCUAUCUAUCUAUCUAUCUGUCAAGGUCUAUUCCUCAUCUAUCUAGGUCUGUUCGUUAUCUAUCUAUCUAUCUAUCUAUCUAUCUAUUUCUUAUAAUGGUCGACUCAUUAAAAGUCAUGUUACUAUUUACUUUUUGUCAUGUGGCUGCUUUACUGAACUCGCCACUAGAUGUUUGGCGCCCGUGGGGAGACAACGAGUCCACCAGGGACAAAACACCAGACAAUGACCUUCCAACUGGUAAAAUAUUUGCUUGGGUGAAAGCAUUUGAUGGCAAAAUGAUCCUACAAUCAACACUGGCAGUAGACCAAGAGAAAUCGUGCCAAAACCUUCAAAUAGCGUCUGCGCCAAUUCACAUUACAGAGAACAAAAUAUGCAAUCAAUCAUUUAGCAGAACAUUUUGA